CUCAACUCCCUCAGCCUCGACGGGCCGGGCGCCUCCUGCAGGCUCGUCGACGACACGCACAGCGGCAACUUUCAGUGCCCGCUCCCGAUGGAUGUCCCCUCCUGCACCCGCAUCUACGGGCAAGAGAUCGACUGCGAGUAUGACUACGCGUCGCCGCCGCCGCCGCCGCCGCGUGGUUUCGACGGCUUGGACGACCUCUCGCCGGGCAUGAUGGCGCUCCUCCUCCUCUUCUGCCUGAGCGGCGCCGGCGCCGCGGUCCACCUCGUGAGGCGCUCGCUCGCGCCGAGGAAGUCGAUCGCAGAGGCGGCUGCGAUGGCGCUCGAGAUGCAGGCGGGCUCUAGGUGGGGGACAUCAAGGUCGUGAAGUGAUGUGCCGGAGGAGGGUUGCGAGUUCGGGCCGGCCCAACUCCAUUCGGGCCCACAGCGCAGCUUGAGCGCAGCAUGUGUGCACGUGUGUGGGUGUUGACUGUGCUCUGUGGGGCCAUCACCGGGCCUUCGAGCAGCAACCAGCAUAUACGCACCCCUUGGGGUUGCGUUCGCGCAGUGGCGACGGACGGGGAGUCACAGCCCUCACACUGACACGGUGUUCUCUCUUUUUCUCUCUCGCCGUGAGGGGGGUGCGGGUGGGGGUUUCACCAUGCUUGUGCUACACACAUUCAUUCCACAAGCACAUAGUACAGUAAAUAUAAUUACACAGUAAAAU
Molecule: messenger RNA, 702 nt
Organism: Emiliania huxleyi CCMP1516
Lineage: Eukaryota; Haptophyta; Isochrysidales; Noelaerhabdaceae
Exons: 4
Coding region: 88-363 (91 amino acids)
Source: RefSeq, a predicted model, not a curated record